Molecule: messenger RNA, 2394 nt
Organism: Penicillium maclennaniae
Lineage: Eukaryota; Fungi; Ascomycota; Eurotiomycetes; Eurotiales; Aspergillaceae
Product: histone deacetylase hosB
Exons: 1
Coding region: 1-2394 (797 amino acids)
Cellular component (GO): nucleus
Molecular function (GO): histone deacetylase activity
Source: RefSeq, a predicted model, not a curated record
AUGGACCCUUUCAAACCCCCUCAUGAUCCACCUCCGCCGCAUCCUGUUGAUAGCCAAAAGACACAGCCCACCAUGGACCGGUCCUCUGAUCUAACAGACUCUUUGAACCGUCUCACUCUUGCGAAUGCCGCUGCGACUACUUUACCCUCCUCGCCAUCCCUCCUAUCCCCCGAAGAUGCCACUCCGCGAACCGCCCUCGCAAGCACGCCCGCGCCGCGCUGCACCUCCAGCUCCAGCUCGCUGCGAGACGAGCGUCGCAAGUCGACCCCAACCCUCCAAAAACGACCAUCCGCCGCCUCCUUACGAUCUGUAUUGAACAACGGUCCUCCAUCUCCUCUCGUAGACUCGUCGCGUCGCUCUUCUACAAACUUGGCGGGGUCACCGACCGGCGCCGCGUCACCCGCGAUGAUGCCCCAGCGGCUCGCGCUCCCACCAGAGCCUCAGCUCCCCACGGCGGCGUCGAUCGCGGCAGAACAUUUUCAAAAAGAAGUUGAUCUGCACCAAGUCGUUGAUCUCAAAUCCAAAACUGUUGUGAUCAUUCACGAUGCUUGCUAUGGCCACCGCUUCUCGCGCCCGCGCACUUCCAAGGUCUACCUUUCUCAGAUUGUCGAGAGACCAGAGCGCAUUCGCGCAUGCGUCCUAGGAAUAUCUGCGGCCUAUGUUCGUCUUGGUCGUCGACAUGCAGGCCAGCUGCAUGCACCGCGCCCCGAUCUAGAUGUGCAUACGCUGCCUCCGCCGCCUUUCCAGAUUCGCAAGACCUCGCGCAAACUGGUUCUGUCCGAUAGCGCUGUGACGAACGUUCAUGGGACUCAGUGGAUGACCGAUUUGAAGAGUAUGUGCGAUGUUGCCGAGUCGCGCCUGGCUUUGGUGGGCAAGGAAUUAGUCAAGCCCCCGGGCCCUGACGGCCAGACGAAUGGCCCUGCUCUACACGAGGGAGAUCUCUAUCUGUGCUCGGAAUCGUUGAAGGCUUUUGAGGGUGCUCUUGGGGGCGUUUGCGAGGGUGUCGACACCGUUCUUGGGCCUGGUCCGACGAAGCGCGCAUUUGUAUGCAUUCGACCUCCAGGCCACCACUGUUCGGCGGACUGGCCGUCUGGGUUUUGCUGGAUUAACAACGUCCACGUCGGUAUUUCGUAUGCGGCAUUAAAUCAUGGUCUGACACAUGCUGCGAUAUUGGAUAUCGAUCUGCACCAUGGUGACGGCUCCCAAGAGAUUGCCUGGCACCACAACUACAAGGCGUCGACUGCCCCGCGCCAUGCUGCUCCUCACAAGAAGACGGCGAUUGGGUACUACAGUCUGCAUGAUAUCAACUCCUACCCCUGCGAGAAUGGCGAUUCUGAUAAAGUGCGGAAUGCGAGCGUGUGUCUUGACGGAGCGCACGGACAGUCUAUUUGGAACGUCCAUCUCGGCAUCUGGGAGACUGAAGAUCAGUUCUGGGCCCUCUACCAGACAAGAUACCUGGUCUUGCUUGAAAAGGCGCGCAAGUUUCUCCGUGAGCAAACGGAAAAACUCUCCACAAACCUCACUGGUCCCCGUCCCAAAGCUGCCAUCUUCAUCUCGGCAGGUUUCGAUGCAAGUGAGUGGGAAAGUACCGGCAUGCAGCGGCACAAAGUCAAUGUACCAACUGAGUUCUACGCACGAUUCACUGCAGAUGUGGUCCGUAUGUCUCAGGAAGAGGGACUCGGUGUCGAUGGUCGUGUCAUAAGUGUGUUGGAAGGCGGUUACAGUGACCGAGCCCUGAUGAGCGGUGUCCUUAGUCACAUCUCUGGCCUGGGAAGCGAAUCAGCUAUUAACAGUCUAGCUUCUGCUAUGAGUAGUGGGAUGAAUAUCUCCGGAUCGAAUCCCGAUCCUACUCUUCAACAGUCCUCAGCUCAUACCGAGUACGAUAAAGAGUGGUGGUCUUCGUCCAUGCUCGAUGAAGUUGAGGCCCUGGUGUAUCCUCCACCGAAACCAAUCAAAGGUGAGAGAUCGUCGACUCUUUUCAAGGAGACGGAUUCUUUCAAAGCCAAAAAGGUCAAUGUCAUGGAUCGCAAAUCUUUCAGUUCCCCAGGGAUGGGUACACGUCCAAUCAUCCCAACCCCGCCUGAAGUCAGCUGGGCUACUGCAACGCACGAACUAUCCAAGAUUCUCAUACCCGAACAUCGCCAAACGAAGAGCUGCCGACCUGAAGAGCUGAACGCUGAGGCUUCUCGCCAGCGCCGCGAUCGUCAGGUCGCAUUGGACGGCGGUGUCAAUCCUGCCAUCGCCCCUCCCCCGCCAGAAGUGCCCAACACUGAGGAAAAGCGACAGCUGCGAGUUCGAAAGGCGAAAUCACCUACACCGUAUUCCCCCCAGACCUGCCACGCCACGCCAGCAAGCGAUGCGCAACAAAAACCGCCGAAGAACGAUCGAUGCUAA